AUGGCACCCCUCGACGAUGUCCAGGUGGGCGACCUGGUCAACGUCCCUGGUGGCAUGUACGGGACGGUCAAAUACCUGGGAACUGUGGCGGGCAAACCAGGCAAGUUCGCCGGUAUUGAACUCGCCUCGGAGCAUGCCAGGAGGGGAAAGAACAACGGGGAUGUUGAAGGGAAGCGUUACUUCUCCACGUCCAUUCCCGGCUCCGGUAUCUUCGUGCCGAUGAACAACAACAAGUAUGUCACCAAACGUGCUUCCGCACUGGGCUCGAGCAUAAGUGCCGGCCCUCCCACCCCUUCGCGGCCCGUCAACUUCAGCAAGUCUAUCGGGCCUGGUACCUCGGUGCGCGCCCCGCGUGUGAGACGCCCGUCCCUCCCCCGGCCUGAAUCACCCAGAGGUCCGCCUUCGUCCAAGUUGAGCCUGGCGGGGCUACGAACCCCGUCCGUAGCAUCGAGAAACGCAUCGACAAAUGGCUUUCCGCGAAGUCCAGUCAAGGCUCCCUCUCGUGCUUCUGACCGACCGCCGUCGCGGUUGAGCACGGAAGACGAGCUCCCUUCGGCCCGCACAUCCGACUACCAUCAGUCAUCCGUGGCAGCAGAACUUCAGGAAGUACGGGAGCAGGUUCAGAGCCUGGAAAAGCAGCUGCUGGACCGCGAUCGCCAGCUGGAUGAACAGGCAGCCACCCUAUCGGAUUUCCAGCGGACCCUGGAAGAGUUAGAGGGAUCCGACUCCCUUUCGAUCCGAGCCCAGUUGCGCGAGAAGAAUGAGAAGAUCGCAGCGCUGACUGCGGAAUUCGACCUGCAUCGGGCAGAUUUUAGAAGCACGUUGGAUACUCUGGAGGUGGCUGCCUCGGAAACGGAACGAGUUUAUGAGCAACGCCUAGAAGAAUUGAUGCAACAAAAUAGAGAGCUGGAGGAGCGCGGCGAGGAUGUUGAAACCGUCGCAAGGCAGCUCAAACAACUCGAGGAGCUAGUCUCCGAGCUUGAAGAGGGUCUGGAGGACGCACGGCGCGGAGAAGCUGAAGCCAGGGCAGAGGUGGAGUUUCUGCGGGGAGAGGUCGAGCGAACGAAGCUGGAACUCCAAAAGGAACGUGACUCGAAGGAGUCUCCAGCCGGAACCGACGGACAGUACCACCUGAGAGAAUUAGAACAGAAGGACGACGAGAUCCGUGGCCUUAAGGCUAUCAUCCACUCGCUCAGCCGUGGUGACCCCGAUUUGCAUGCAAUCCAACAGAACAGCAUCGGCACAAGCCCACAGCCCGAUCAUCAACCCGACCACCAGCCAGAACAUGUCCCUCACCUCGAGCAACAAGCAGAGGAGUUUGAGCACAUUCCGGAACGGAAGAACUACCGCAUCGAAGAACUCGAACGCGAACUCCAGCAGAUGCAGAUCAACGGUGGUGGUCGCACGCGCAGCUCUACCGUUACCACCGCACCAACCCACCAAAAGUCCACCAGCACCAGUGGGUCAAAUCUCACUAAUGGGAAUGUGAUCAAUCAUGCACACCGUCUGUCGGAUCGCACGGUGGUUCCAAACGAUUGGCAUGACCAACCCCAGCAUGAAGGGCAAUACCAGGCCUACUCUGUACGCCACCGCGCCAUGUCAGAUGCUUCCCACCAUCGCCUAGAGACGAUGCACGAGUCAGAUGCUCGGUCGGAGGAUGGUGGCUCAUUAUGGUGUGAGAUUUGUGAGACAGGCGGUCAUGACAUCCUAAGCUGCACAAACAUGUUUGGUGCCGAGAACAAGGAGAAGACCCCUGAGCCUGAAGAGCCUCUUCACGAUGACAGCUCCCUAGACGAAAAGCCUACCCCUGAAACGUCUACGGCGGAGCCCUCCACAUCUUCAACUCCCGAGGAGAGCACAACGCCUCAGAAGACCGGACGUGAUGCCGUUCUGGAGGGUCUCAGGGGAGUAGGUUUGACAUCAUCCAUGGCGCCCGUUGCAGGGAAAGCGAGUGGUGUGAUUGACGAGUCUAAGUGGUGUGCUCUCUGUGAAAGAGAUGGCCACGAGAGUAUCGAUUGUCCAUUCGAUGACUGA
Messenger RNA from Aspergillus aculeatus ATCC 16872, 2034 nucleotides. RefSeq names its product CAP-Gly domain containing linker protein BIK1. NCBI's taxonomy places the organism in Eukaryota, Fungi, Ascomycota, Eurotiomycetes, Eurotiales, Aspergillaceae. The record is from RefSeq and is a predicted model, not a curated record. Bases 1 to 2034 code for a protein of 677 amino acids. The transcript has a single exon.